AAGAGGUGGCCUGUUUGCCUUUGCCUUUGCCGGUCCGUGCUCCUUGCUCUCUCGUCCCACCUCCGCAUAUUGAGCCUAGGUUUUCUCCCGCCCCAUCAAAAAUUUGGUCUUCCCUAUUUAUUUUUGUAAAUCUAAAAUUAAAAUUAAUUAGUUUUGUGUGCAGUGCAGCUUCAUUUUUAUGGUUUUAUUUUAUCAUUAUAGGGAAACAAUGGUUUGUUCUACUUUUGUUUCUUUUUCUUAUUGGAAGAAAAAGCUAGAUCUGUUUGUUAAGAUACACUAAUCCUAAGAAUUUAAGACCAACAAAAAAAGAGCCUCAAAUCAUCAUCAUCUGAUUCAAAACUGAAUCACUCAAAAUACCAACACAAGAUACACACAUACGUAGGCAUAUUUAAAAAAAUACGUACACAGUACAUUUAAAAUAUAGAGUGAGAUCAUAUUGAAGCAUGUGGAGAAGGUUGCGGUGGUUCGAGGCUUUGAAGCAGGGCGUGUCUGCGGCCGCUGGGAGGAGGCUUCCGUCUUCCCCGCUGAACCCGCUGCUGUUGCGAGAAGCGACAUUGAGAACCAAUUCAGUAUUCCGUGGUGCAAAAAGUUGGUUAUCUUCAUCUUCUAAUGCCAAUGCAACCUCAGAUUCCAAAAAGGCAGGAACAGGAGUAGACAGCGUAACAUUUGCGGAGGCCAAGAAGCUGAUGAGGCUGGUCAACGUGGAAUCACUCAAGACCAAGCUAGGGACGGAAAGCAAAGAAGUGAUCGGCUACUCGGAGUUGUUAACGGCGUGCAAGAGCAUGGGCAUUGCCAAAUCUCUGAACGAGGCCAUCGCUUUUGCACUUGUUCUCGAUGAGGCAGGCAUCGUACUUCUAUUCCGCGACAAAGUUUAUCUUCAUCCUGAUAAAGUGGUAGAUCUGAUUAGAAGAGCAGUACCUCUUGCUUUGGCUCCUGAAGAUGACCCAAUAAGAGAUGAGCUAAAGAGGUUGCAAGAGAAGAAGGAAGAAAUUGAUGUGCUAGCACAUAAGCAAGUUCGUCGCAUCCUUUGGAGUGGUCUGGGAAUAAUUGGGGCACAAUAUGGAUUGUUCUUCCGGCUAACAUUUUGGGAAUUCUCAUGGGAUGUAAUGGAACCUGUUGCUUAUUUUACCACAGCCAUUGUCGUAGGCAUAGGCUAUGCUUACUUCUUGUUUACUUCAAGAGAUCCCACAUAUCAAGAUCUAAUGAAGACGCUCUUUUUGUCCAGGCAAAGAAAAUUGUUCAAGAAGCAUAAUUUUGACGUUGGCAGGUUGAAGGAGUUACAAAACAAGUGCAAAACAUCUUUGGAUGCCUCUACAUCUAUCCGGAAUCGUGUAGGAUUGGAAGUAGAACUCGAUGAUGCCGUACACAAGGAUUAGACCUUCUUCUUCUUCUUCUUCUUCUUCUUUUGUCUUUUUGUCUUUUUGUGACAAAAGUUUUGAUUAAGCAAACCCAACAUAAGAUUAUGCAAGUCCAUGUGAUACAGGAAUAACAUGUCCUGAUGUCCGUCUUAUCGCUUUAGCGGUUGCACGACUAAUAUAUAUGUACGUAUGUCAAUGAGAAAUAUCAUGCAGCUAAGGGUACUGUAAA
This is a messenger RNA of Gossypium arboreum, 1587 nucleotides long. RefSeq names its product calcium uniporter protein 6, mitochondrial-like. Gene Ontology annotation, cellular component: mitochondrial inner membrane; uniplex complex. The transcript is spliced from 2 exons. Gene Ontology annotation, molecular function: uniporter activity; calcium channel activity. The record is from RefSeq and is a predicted model, not a curated record. Gene Ontology annotation, biological process: mitochondrial calcium ion homeostasis; calcium import into the mitochondrion. The coding region runs from base 444 to 1376 and encodes 310 amino acids. Lineage: Eukaryota; Viridiplantae; Streptophyta; Magnoliopsida; Malvales; Malvaceae.